AUGAUGACAAUACAGCCAAAACAAAAUGCAGCGCUUAAAUGGAUCUUAAGAAUUAUCGGUUUUAUUUGGAUGUUUCUUACGGCUUGUUUCGCCAUUCUUAAUAUAUUCGUAUUUGUUCAACCACAAUGGAUUGGUGAUACUCUAGCAAGUCCACGCGCUGGCCAUUUCGGUCUAUAUUCAUAUUGUAUAAGUACAAUCACAGAUUUUGAAUUCGAUUGUCAAGGAGCAUGGACUAAUUUUGGAACAAUUCUUAAUGUACCAUUUGCUAUCGCAACAUUUUUUGUUGGCUUCUCUGCACUACUUAUUCUUUUAUGUCUUGUAUUGUUUAUACUGUUCAUAUUCGUCCGUCCACGUUUGGUCUAUUUCAUAGCUGCAAUAAUACAAUUUAUUUGUUCGAUUUGUUUACUGAUUGCUCUUAUAGUUUAUCCGUUCGGUUUUGAUAGUGAAAAAAUUCGAAUAGUAUGUGGUUCUAAUGUCAAUGAUUUUAAUCUUGGUACGUGUCAAAUUCGUUGGGCAUAUAUAUUAGCUGUAAUUGCAUUAUUUAAUGUAUCGGUACUUGCAUUACUUGGAUUUUUUCUUGGUAUGAAACAACCAAAACAUGAAACUAUGAGAGAAGUUAUUAAUCCAAAUCAUGCGAUAUCGAAAUAUGGUGAACUUCAUGAAGCUAUGGAAGAUCGAACGUUUUCUGAGCAAACAAUUCCAACAACUUUACAACGACGUUGA
Rotaria socialis is the source of this 723-nucleotide messenger RNA. Lineage: Eukaryota; Metazoa; Rotifera; Eurotatoria; Philodinida; Philodinidae. The record is from the annotation of a GenBank genome assembly.